This is a messenger RNA of Mycotypha africana, 1968 nucleotides long. RefSeq lists its product as uncharacterized. The coding region runs from base 1 to 1968 and encodes 655 amino acids. The transcript is spliced from 5 exons. The record is from RefSeq and is a predicted model, not a curated record. Lineage: Eukaryota; Fungi; Mucoromycota; Mucoromycetes; Mucorales; Mycotyphaceae.
AUGACUUGUCCAAAGCUUGAUUACGAAGCCGAAUCUAAUGAAAUCAGCAAUGAUCACAAUCAUAACUCGAAAUUCCGAUAUAACGCAUUAUCGUGCUACUUCAACAAAGGAAAAAACCCCAUCAGAUGUUCUUUUGCAAGUAGUGGAAUUGUAAUUGUAAUGGCGCUAAAAUAUGUACCACAUUGUUCAAGAGGUUUGGGCUGGUCAUGGAAGACCCGGUACUUAAAGAUUCUUCAGGUAUCGUACGUAGUUAGGAGUGGGUAUAUAAACAGGAGUGAUCAGGAAUUCCCUGAACGCAGAAAAAUGCAAAUUAAUGCCGUGUGUAUACAUAUGAGCUUCCAGAGACAAAGUUCCCUUCUCAAAAUGCCCUUGCCACUACAUCCUUUCAUUUUGUUGACAAGUUACGUAACAUUGAGUAUGCAACAACAACAAUCUGCUGACGAUAAUACCAUUGACGAUAGUAGCAGAGAUGAUGAUGAUGAUGAUUGUGCAUUUAUAUCAGGUCAGCAUUGUGACCAAAAUGGUAUUUGUAAAUACUGCGCAAUGUGUCUCCAGAGCUCAUGUAUCUUAAGCAAAACAAUCGAUAACAAACAGCCAUUAGAUCCAAUAAACCAUAACAAUUGCAACUCAACACAAUUUGGCACUACACAUAUAUAUGAUUGGUACGACUAUUGUUUGUCCAGCGGAAAUGAUAGCAAUGGUGAUUAUUGUGCAACAAGCACCGAAUGUUAUCAAUAUCGAAAGAGUGUAGAACCAACAGUAACCUAUGCUUGGCAUAAUUUGACAUGCAAUCCGACUACUUGCAUGUUAACGGCAAGCAACGGUUCAGCGCCACCUAUUCCUGUAUCACCUUCGACAUUGACAUCUACGAACGGUAGUAAUAGUAGCAGUGGAUCAAGCAAUAAUGGAACCGGGAGAUUGCAACAAGAAAACGACAGCAAAAAAGAUGAGAAUUCAGCUUCCUCUACAGUAGAACACAAUAGAGGACAGCAUCAUUAUUACCAUUUUAGAAAUCCAGCAAUGGUCGCAUUAACAAUAAUAUGUUCUCUGCUGUUACUUAUAGCAAUAUGUUGGACACUAAAUUUUUGUAGGAAAAGGAAGUGGUACAGUAACACAAUUCUAACCUCCACAGGAGAUAUACUGUCUCGUCAACGUAAUAAAAGAUCAUGGCUUAAAAACUCGUCAAAAUUCACUGAUGGUCAGCAGCAGCAGCAACAACAGCAGCAGCAAAGACGAGUACCUUCCAUGCAAGAAUCAAUAUCCUCAAUUCCCAGCACUGCACCACCGUCAUUCUCUACUAUCCCGUCCGAAAUGGUCACUAUUCCCAAUACAAAUCUUGGCGCGGAGCAUCCACAUUUACGUGUAUAUACAACAACAACAACAACAACAACAAGAACAACAGGAACAGCGAGCCAACAAUUCAAUACAAGCAUUAAUAACAAUUCAGCACGAUCGUCGAUUAAUUCAAUGAUUGCCACUAAUCCAAUAGCUGUUACGAGCGGUGAAUCCUUACCAUCCUACUUAGCACCUUACCUUUCGCCCCCAAAAUAUGAGCAAGCCAUAGUUACACAGAUCAGAGGAUUAAGAGAGGAGAGCAGCAGUAACAGCAGUAGCAGUAAUAAUCUAGUAGCAGACGCGGCGGACCCUUAUCAUUGCGAAAGUGCUGCUCCUAUACCGUCUAUGUGGGUUCCGGUUUACUUCGCCCCGCAAAAUCUACAUAAUGUUAGUAGUGUAGGUAACAGCAGACGAUUCACCACCACCGUCACUAAUGAUAAUAGCAAUUCUGAUACAGCUGAUCUCGUUAGACUCCCACAUAACCAUCCUAUACAUUCUUAUUGGUUGCAGUUACUAGCAAGGAAUAGCAGCAGUAGUAACAAUAAUGCCUUUGUCGGCCCUCUUCUUGUAAGGACCUCAACAGAAAACAAUAAUGAAGCAGACCUUGGCCCGAUUAAUGGAAGAGGCCAAUAA